AUGCUCUUCAUCCGACCCUUCAUAACUAUUUUGCUCGCUCAAACAGCUGGCACUGCGCCAGCCCCUGCGCCAGCGCCAGCAAUUGCCCCUGAGCUUCUCCCGCAGGCAAAUAAUCUAAGUCCAGGAGAUCUAGUCCUCGGGAUCGGCAGCUUUGUCAAAAGACUCGUUGGUCUCGCGCCUAGAGAUGAGGUCAAAGCCUUUGGAGACUACGGAUCUUACGGAAAAUAUGGAAGUUACGGUAGCUACCCGGACAUAGGCGGUGAGGUCAGCGGCGAGGUGGAUAACAAGGUUGACACCGUGGUCGAAACAAGUUCGACAACAACUUUGACGACGACAAUGCCUGUUUUCACUACCACCAUAACCUUGAGGUCUAAAAGCACAGCCUCUCCUACUGUCACCGCAGUGAGUACAGACCGCCGCUUGUGA
Molecule: messenger RNA, 426 nt
Organism: Diaporthe amygdali
Lineage: Eukaryota; Fungi; Ascomycota; Sordariomycetes; Diaporthales; Diaporthaceae
Exons: 1
Coding region: 1-426 (141 amino acids)
Source: RefSeq, a predicted model, not a curated record